AUGUUCCAGAAGGAGUAUGCAAUCCUUAAGCAACUCCUUUACAAAUCCAAAAAUGCGCACCAUUCCACACUAUACUAUCGAAAACUUGUCCAUGUUUAUCGGUUGAGCCGUAGUUUAAUUGAGAAGUCCAAGGCCCAACUCAACCAUACUCCUCAAUUCCACGAGCAAGCCAAGAAACUACAAGACGAGCUCACUGCCGCCUACAUUGCAGUCAGUAGCAAUCUAGGACUAGGCCACUACUUAGGAUUUACAAUUGUAACUUUAUCCAUCUUAGCCAAACUCUUUACUGCAUCUUUUAGUCUACUCAGCCCAUCUAACCCAAACACAAGCACAUCUAAAUCUCAAGUAGUUACUCUACCCGACUCUGAUUCUGACGAAAUAAGCGAUAUAUUUGGCUAA
This is a messenger RNA of Nematocida homosporus, 399 nucleotides long. RefSeq lists its product as uncharacterized. Bases 1 to 399 code for a protein of 132 amino acids. The transcript has a single exon. The record is from RefSeq and is a predicted model, not a curated record. NCBI's taxonomy places the organism in Eukaryota, Fungi, Microsporidia.